Rhincodon typus (whale shark) is the source of this 677-nucleotide messenger RNA. Its product is annotated as activin receptor type-1-like. The annotation marks the transcript as partial. Gene Ontology annotation, cellular component: plasma membrane; BMP receptor complex. Lineage: Eukaryota; Metazoa; Chordata; Chondrichthyes; Orectolobiformes; Rhincodontidae. Gene Ontology annotation, molecular function: ATP binding; transforming growth factor beta receptor activity, type I; SMAD binding. The transcript has 3 exons. Gene Ontology annotation, biological process: BMP signaling pathway; transforming growth factor beta receptor signaling pathway; heart development. The record is from RefSeq and is a predicted model, not a curated record.
UACACGUUUUUCCAAGAAUUAAAAGCAACCAUAAUCCUCCAUUUUGACUUUUUUUUAGGUUUCAUUGCUUCUGACAUGACAUCAAGGAAUUCUAGCACCCAGCUUUGGCUCAUCACACAUUAUCAUGAGAACGGUUCACUCUAUGACUAUUUACAGCGAAAUGCAGUGGACACUGUAGUUUGCUUGAAUUUUGCUUUAUCUAUAGCCAAUGGUCUGGUGCACAUCCACAAUGAAAUUUUUGGAACUGAAGGAAAGCCUGCAAUUGCUCACAGAGACCUGAAAAGCAAAAAUAUCUUAGUAAAAAAGAACCUGCACUGUUGCAUCGCUGAUCUCGGGUUAGCAGUGAUGCACUCUCAAACCAACAAUCAAUUAGAUGUUGGGAAUAAUCCUAAAGUGGGUACCAAACGGUAUAUGGCUCCAGAAGUACUUGAAGAAUCUAUUCAAGUUGACUGUUUCGAUGCAUACAAACGUGUGGACAUCUGGGCAUUUGGACUUGUAUUGUGGGAAGUGACUAGGAGGACAUUCAGUAAUGGUAUCGCUGAAGAGUAUAAACCUCCAUUCUAUGAUCUGGUACCGAAUGACCCUAGUUUUGAAGAUAUGCGAAAAAUUGUAUGUGUGGAACAGCAAAGACCAAAUAUUCCGAACAGAUGGUUCUCGGAUCCUGUGAGUUUGAUACA